GAUUGUGGAGAACUACAGAGAUUCAGUUACAGCCUCCAGUUUUGAUCCUAACACAGCUUUAGUUGUCACCUGGGAGAAUGUCCAUCCUGCCCCAGCCUCUACCUAUUCCACACAGAAUGCCAGUUUCCAGUUGUUGAUAGCCAGUGAUGGAGUGACCACCUACACAGCCUUCCUGUUUAAACAGAUGGACUGGGUCCCUCCCAAACCUGCCCUGCUGGGUUACAGGUGUGGAUAUGGGCAGUCAAAUUAUUUCUACCACCCUGCUUCUUUGACUAACAGCCUGCUACAGCAAGUGAUCCGUAGUGGUUACAGUGGUGGAAGAAAAAAUGAGACGGGACUUUGGAUUUACAAGAUAGAUUCCCUUCCUGCUGGUACUGUGAAUUACAGAAAGAAAUGUUUCAGCUGGAUUCAGGGCAGUGGCAAAUCUGAUUAUUUAAAAGUUUUGAUUGCUGAUGUCAAACUCACAAAGUGCCCUUGUAGUGAAGACAGAGUGGAAAAAGAUGGUCGCUUUGUGAAGUUUUCAACAGAAGCUGGUAACAACUGUUAUGUGAAGGAAUUACCUGGAGAAAGUGUAUCUGGAACACGGAAAUGCUGUUACAAAAGUCAGACAUUUUCUAAGGCAUUGAUAACCACAGGAGAAGAGGCUGGAUACAUUUACAUGGUGAAUCCUCUGUUGAAUUUGAAGGAGUCCAAUAGCAUUGACAGAGAUCCUCAUAAGUGGUGCUGUCAAAAAACAAACUUGUGCAAUGAAUUUCUUCGCUACCGGAUCUCUGACACUUGCAGGUUUUACAUUCCUCUUACUUCAGGUUCCUCCUUUGGAGACCCCCAUGUCAGGACACUGGAUGGUCUGACCUAUACAUUUAAUGGACUUGGAGAGUAUGUGAUGCUGACUAUGGUAGAACCAGGGACAAACCUCACUCUACUGGAGAUACAGACUCGUACAGCACAAGCUGUCAAUGCUAAUGGAACCAAGAUAAAUGCCACAGUCUUCCAUGCGUUUGUUGUCAGGGAAAAGAAUGGGGGAGUGGUUCAGGUAGAAGUCAACCUAGAUGGCACAGGAAUGAUCCUUCAUAUAGACAGAGAAGAUAAAACCUUACAGAUGUAUGCCAGCGACACAUUUUUAUCCUACAGAACAAAUAUGGUGGUUAAGAGAAUAGGAACCCACAAGAUCAGAGCACUGUUUCCCUCUGGCCCAACAAUGGACUUUGCUGUUAACUUAGGAAUGAUGGAGUUAACAGCAUCCAUUCCAGGAAGUUUGUCCUCCUCCACGAUUAACAAUGGACUUCUGGGAAAUAUCAACGGAAAUAUGACGGAUGAUCUGAUAGCUCCAAAUGGAACCCUGCUAUCUACAAAUUCAACAGAGCGAGAAAUAUUUUACAGUUUUGGCCAACAAUGGCAGAUUGAUUGUGCUGCAUCCCUCUUUGUGUAUCGUGAUGACUCUAAAUGUGAGGACUACAAGCACUCUGACUUUACUCCACUGUUUCUGGACGAUUUUACAAAAGCAGAGAGAGAUGAAGCCAUUGCUGUAUGUGGUGGAGCAGAUAAGAUGAACUGUAUUUUUGACUAUCUAGCUACACAGAAUUCAGCUGUGGCUAACCUGACAAAGUCAACACAUGCCGCUGCUGAGGAAGAAGCAGUGUUGGCAGCAAAUAAUCUACCUUCCAUUGAUGGGAAUGGUAUCUAUACCAUUGUUGGUCAGCCGGUCAACAUCACAGCUACAGCCACUGACCAGGACCAAGACAAAGUGACCAUCGUAAUGGUCUCCCCUGUUGCUGUACUGUCACUGGAAGGGGCAGGAAACACUAACUUAAGUUAUCAGUGGACACCAACCAACAUGACCCCUACAUCUGUAGAGUUAUAUGCCACUGACAGCAAACAUGGUAUAUCUGGUCUGUUAACAUUGACUGUGUACUUGUGUUACGGUUGUAACAACCACGGCAGCUGUAACUACUCCCAGGUCAUAUCCACCAGUGUGUCUACAUUCUUCAUUGUUCCCUGUACAUGUGACAUUGGAUGGAGAGGUGAUUCCUGUGAGAUUGAUAUUGAUGGUUGUGCUGGUUCCCCUUGUGAUCCCCUCAGUAACUGUACAGACAAUCCAGCAGCUGAGCACCAGUCAACAGGAAGGGCAUUCAAGUGUGAAAACUGUCCUCAGGGAUACCAGAUGACAGAGACCUUUAAGUGUAUUGACAUAGAUGAAUGUGCAAACAGCACCUUAAAUGACUGUGAUCAGAUCUGCAGCAACACUGAAGGAAGUUAUACCUGCUCUUGUAGGACAGGAUACAGACUUACGGGUCAUAUGUGUCACGAUAUCAAUGAAUGUUCUGAAGGUACCAACAUUUGUGAGCAGAAAUGCCAUAAUACCCAGGGUUCUUAUUACUGCUCCUGUAUGCCUGGCUACAAUCUGCAAUCCAAUCAAGCGUCCUGUGUAAUGGAAAGUCCUGAUGUGCUGUGUGCUGAUAUGAAUUGCUCACAAGAGUGCACUGUAAACAGCACAGCACACCCAUACUGUUUUUGUAACCAAGGAUACAGCCUGCAGUCAGAUGGAAAGAACUGUACAGACGUGGAUGAAUGUCAGGAUUCCGCUCAGUGUCCACAAAUCUGCUCUAACACAGAUGGCAGUUUUAUCUGCAGUUGUUACAUUGGAUAUGAGCUGCAAAAUGACAAAAGAUCAUGUGAAGACUGGUUGGACAGGAACCCUGUGUGA
Molecule: messenger RNA, 2704 nt
Organism: Saccostrea cuccullata (small rock oyster)
Lineage: Eukaryota; Metazoa; Mollusca; Bivalvia; Ostreida; Ostreidae
Product: mucin-like protein
Exons: 16
Coding region: 185-2704 (839 amino acids)
Molecular function (GO): calcium ion binding
Source: RefSeq, a predicted model, not a curated record